Messenger RNA from Hyla sarda, 2179 nucleotides. It is a transcript of the gene FEZ2, whose product is annotated as fasciculation and elongation protein zeta 2. Bases 262 to 1491 code for a protein of 409 amino acids. The transcript is spliced from 9 exons. Lineage: Eukaryota; Metazoa; Chordata; Amphibia; Anura; Hylidae. The record is from RefSeq and is a predicted model, not a curated record. Gene Ontology annotation, cellular component: cytoplasm; axon.
UAAAAUGGCCUCCCGCGCGUCCCCUUCUUCGUCAUGUGACAUUGGCCUCGCCCACAUUCCCCUUCAUUCAGGGCUUAGAUCCCGCAAGGACGUCAAGUAUGAUGCCCCCAGUAUAAACAGUGGCAGCCAGGACGUGUGCGGGAGACAGGAGAGGAGCGGAGUGCGGGCGGAGCGCAGCCAGUGCACUAAGUGGUCGGGAACGAGUGGGGGGAUCGGGAGCGCCCCCUCCUGCGCACACAGCCCGGGACCCCCAGCACGGACAUGGCGGCGCCGCUCGCACAGUUUGAUGAGGACUGGCAGGACUUCUAUGAGUUCCGUCCUCCGUCCUCCUCUCCCGGGACUAAGAACCGCCUGGAUAAGGUGAACUCCAACUCCCCCGGCCCGUCCCCCGGAGCCGGUCCCCCUGACAGCGGCCUUAACUCCCUGGAGGACCUGACCGAGCUGGACAACAACUUCUCAGUGGACAUCAUGGGCGGCUUCAAGUCCAUGGAGGAUCUGGUCAACGACUUUGACGAGAAGCUGACGGUGUGCUUCCGCAACUACAGCACCGACACCGGCCACAUAGCCCCGGUCCGGCCCAUCACCGAGGAGGGCAUCAUGAAGGACGACGAAAUUUGGAAUGCUUUAACGGACAACUAUGGCAACGUAAUGGCGGUGGAUUGGAAGACGUCUCACACCAGAGCCUUGCACUUGCCUACGCUUAACCUUUUGGAAAAAGCAGUGGACAAUAAUCUGAACCUGGACCUGUCUGAUGAUGAGGAGCUGAGGGAACAGCUAGAUAUGCAUUCAAUAAUCGUAUCUUGUAUAAAUGAUGAACCUCUCUUCACAGCUGAGCAGGUUAUUGAAGAAAUUGAGGAAAUGAUGCAAGAGUCACCAGAUCCAGAAGAGGAUGAUACACCUUCUCAGUCAGAUCGGCUCUCGCUGCUUUCACAAGAGAUCCAGACACUCAAGAAAUCUUCCACCGACAGUAGCUAUGAAGAUAGGGUGAAGCAGAUGUCUGUCGCAGAGUUAAAUGAUCUUCUGGAGGAAAUUGAGAUGCCCAUUAAGGAUUACUCGGAGGAGCUGGUGCAACAGCUGGCUUUACGGGAUGAGCUAGAGUUUGAGAAAGAAGUGAAAAACAGCUUCAUCUCUGUACUCAUUGAAGUGCAGAACAAACAGAAAGAACACAAGGAGAACGUGAAAAAGAAGAGGAAGAUCAAAAGUAGCAGCACACAGAAUGGCAAACAGGAGAAGGGUCAUCUGCCUGGGACGCGUUUCAGCAUGGAAGGCUUGUCAAACGUCAUACAGAAUAGCUUUCGCCAGACUUUUGGGAGUUCGGGUGGAGAGAAACAGUAUUUGACAACUGUUAUUCCUUACGAAAAGAAAAAUGUCCCUCCUUCUGUUGAAGACCUCCAAAUACUAACUAAGAUUCUCCAUGCAAUGAAAGAUGACAGUGAGAAAGUACCAACGUUGCUAACAGACUACAUUUUAAAAGUUCUGUGUCCUACCUAAUGGUUCCUGGCUCCCAAGGAGGUCUUCACUUGUGUAUAAGAUGCAUUUUCCCUGGAUCCCUUAGAAGUUCUACUCCAUCAGCAGACCUUGUAGCUGAAUCUGCAGUCAUCAGCAUCCCAUUUCUAUACGUCAUUUGGUAUUUGGAGCAUGUUGAUAUAAGUAACCAGCUGUUCAUGUUGUCUGUGAUAGCCAAGUAUUGAGAUCCCAAUAGUAAUGGUGCAGAAUACAAGGAAUCUGUCGCUCCCCAGACAGGGCAUGCUUUUCCUCAAAUAGUCCAGUAUGUGACUUGAGAUUAGAACAAAUGUACAGUUUUAGCCUGUUUUUAUGUUUUGAAUUCUAUUUUUACAGUAAAUACAUGCAAAAACAAAAAAGUAACUUUUAAUGGUUUUAAGGUUGAAAGAUGGACGUUUCUUAUUGUCAUUGUUUUAUUGAAUCGAUUGUGAUAGUCCACUAGCUCGAUUACAGCAAUACGGUGUAUUUAAUCUUGUUGUACAAAAGGGAUCAAAUGCUACUUGCACUGAUACAUGCACACAAAUAUAUUUUCUCAGAAAAUACAGUACAGUUUCUACACUACAGUCUCAAUACUAUUUCUGUAUAUAUUUAUAACUGUAGGUAGGUUUUUGUUUUGUCUUUUUCUUCCAGUAGAAUGGCCUUUAAAGGGGUACGCCACCCCUAGACAUCUUAUCCC